Zingiber officinale is the source of this 1954-nucleotide messenger RNA. RefSeq names its product growth-regulating factor 6-like. Lineage: Eukaryota; Viridiplantae; Streptophyta; Magnoliopsida; Zingiberales; Zingiberaceae. Gene Ontology annotation, molecular function: ATP binding. The transcript has 4 exons. Gene Ontology annotation, cellular component: nucleus. The record is from RefSeq and is a predicted model, not a curated record. Gene Ontology annotation, biological process: developmental process; DNA-templated transcription; regulation of DNA-templated transcription. Bases 1 to 1710 code for a protein of 569 amino acids.
AUGAAUGCUCCCCUUGCUGCUUUUCUUCCCUCCCUCUCCCUUGCAUCUCAUGAGCCUUGCAUGGAGCUCGGAGGUGCGGUGAGCAUGGUGGAUGGGCUAGCAGUAGCUAGCGGUACUGGUUCUUCAGAAGGUGGCAGCCUUCUGUCUCGUUCUCUGACCACCUCCAGUGGUACCACUGAGCCCUGCUGCAAGCCAAAGGGGCUCCUUGGUUGUGCCUUUCAGAGGGCUUCUGAGGCAAUGGUACCUACCUUUGACUCUCUCUUCUCUGAUGGGGAGCAAAUGCUGAGCUUCUCUGCAACUUCCAAUCAAGAUAGCUUUGCGCUCAACUGUGAUGGGGCACUGCCUUCUUACUACCGUUCCCCUCCUUCCCCAAAACCCUAUAUUUGGAAUCCGGCUUCUUCUUCUUCUUCUUCUUCUUCUUCUUCUGUUACAGGGUUGUAUUCUGGGUGUCAUGAUGUGAGUUGCAAUGGUGUUUUGGCAGAGGUGAAGGGGCCAUUUACUCCAUCUCAGUGGCUGGAACUAGAGCAACAGGCCUUGGUUUACAGAUACAUUGCUGCAAAGGUACCAAUACCACACAAUCUUCUCAACCCUAUCAAGAGAAGCCUUGGCAUUUCAGGGCUCCCUCACUUCUCAGUUGGAUCCUCUGGCUCAAAUGCAUUUGGUUGGGGAUCAUUCUAUCUGGGGUAUUCUGGAAAUAGUGAUCCGGAGCCUGGUAGAUGCCGUCGAACUGAUGGGAAGAAAUGGCGGUGCUCGAGGGAUGCAGUCGCCGAUCAAAAGUACUGUGAGCGUCAUAUAAAUCGGGGCCGCCAUCGUUCAAGAAAGCAUGUGGAAGGCCAAUCUAGCCACGCCGCGAAAGUGAUGCCUAUUGUGCCUCCUUCACGGUCAACCUCAACAGUUUCUUGUGGUGAAUCAUCCAGUGGCCUCAGAGUUCCACAAUCACAGACUACUACCAACUUGGCCACAAGUGAACCUUCCCCUGUGCCAUUCAAGACGAAGUCAUUGAGCAAAGAAGACGUGAAAGAAGAUGGACAUGAAGCCAUGAAUCUCUCUAUAUCAGCUUCUAUGAGCUCGAAAGCCAUGACAUCGAUGCCCGUCUCGAGCAAACAAAGUGGAGAGUUUCAACUUGUUUCUGCUGGUUCUCAUUUCAAUCCAGAAAGUAGUUCUUCAUUGGAUAUCAACCAUUUACCGUCAUCGAAGCUUGAUGUUCUACAGCCACAAUCCAAUCCUCUUCAUCAUUUCAUUGACAACUGGCCCCAAACCCGACCCCAUCAUUCAACUGUUACCUGGCGUGAGAUUGAAGACAUGCAAUCCGAAAGAACUCAACUUUCCAUGUCGAUAUCGAUGGCUUCCUCUGACUUCUCAUCCUCCACUACUCCUAACCAUAACAACAAUACACUCUCACCCCUUAAGCUGUCACGUGAAUAUGAUUUUGCUCGGUUGGAUUCACAGUUGUGCAGGAUGAGCGAAGCCAACCAAAGACAAGCAAGUUGGAUUCCAAUCUCUUGGGGGGCCUCCAUGGGUGGACCUCUCGGCGAGGCCCUUAAAAGCAAGACCUGUUCAUUAUCAUCAAUGAACGUCUUGACUGGCGGCUGGGACUCAAGCCCUCGGUUGGAAUCCUCUCCGACCGGCAUCCUGCAGAAACCUUCAUUUGGCUCGCUGACCAGCAGCACAGGGAGUAGCCCGAGGACCGAGAAUAAGAAGACUAACUAGCAUAUGCAACUAUUAACAUGGAUUCAUCAUUGAGAUAGAUAAUGCUCGAGAACUCCCUUCUCUAUAUGGUUGCAUGUCUACAUGUUUUGCUUUCCCUGCUCUAUUCAGUUUUUCCAUUGUGAUCUUCAUGGGUGACUCCAAAAUUUGCUUUUUACAAAACCGGAGAGCACCUUGAAUUUGAUUUGAAUCAAAUCUAUAUUGUAUGAACCUUCAAUUUGAUAAGUGUUGCUUUGUGAAUCCUCAA